This is a messenger RNA of Venturia canescens, 1255 nucleotides long. RefSeq names its product Sys1 golgi trafficking protein (gene Sys1). NCBI's taxonomy places the organism in Eukaryota, Metazoa, Arthropoda, Insecta, Hymenoptera, Ichneumonidae. Gene Ontology annotation, cellular component: Golgi membrane; trans-Golgi network. The coding region runs from base 704 to 1186 and encodes 160 amino acids. Gene Ontology annotation, biological process: protein localization to Golgi apparatus; Golgi to endosome transport; Golgi to plasma membrane protein transport. The record is from RefSeq and is a predicted model, not a curated record. The transcript has 3 exons.
CUCCCAAUUCAUUUUCCAACGGAUACGAGUUCGAACGAUCUUAGCCCGUUCCGUGGAAAGACCUUGUCGAUGUCGUCGUUAAUCAAUUUUUUUUCCUUAUUGUUACAAAAUGUUGUCAACCGGAACGAAUAUAACAAACUGCAGGAACGACGUCGGUGCAAAUAACUUCUACUGUAUCGAUGUUUCCUGCGAAAGUAAAAAGUAUAUUCUAAUUCACGAAAUUACAGCUGUAUAUUGUCAGUAUUGUGUCGUGAUCCCUGAACGUUUAACCUCCAAGAUGCGUUUUUGUGACAGUUAAACGUAGGCGAUCUUCUAUUAACACGCGAAAAUAAGUAAUAGGUGAAAUAACGGAAACGAGGAUAAAUAAAAUACGUUUCACCAAACAUUCUCGUUGAUCAGCCCACAACAGAGUUGACUAAACACAUUAAAAUAAAGAUUAAUAUCAAUGGAUCAUCGCCGUACUAAAUGCAAAACAAAUUUAUCGAAACAACGAUGAUCUUCAUAAAGGGUUAACGAGAAUUACAAUUCCGAAUAAACGAAAAACAAGAAAUGAUUAUUUGCACAGCGGCAAGUGAAUUGAGUACAAAGUCUUGAAAAUCAAGACAAUGAAACGUGAAAUUACGUUCAUCGUUCUCGACACGUCUUCCAGGAUUAGAAUUUGGAAUAAUUAAAUUUCAAAAUAGAACUAAACAAAUUGAAAAAAAUGAAUAACAUAUCAGGACAAUUUCGUAAAACAACGUGGGAUCCAUUCCUUAUAAUAUCUCAAAUAAUUGCUGUUCAGACGGUCAUGUAUUUCUGUCUUGGACUGUGGAUUUGGAUCGUUGCAUCAAUGCUUGGCCACACAAAAUCUCUGGAUUAUGCAUUUCAGUACAAAGAAAUUCAUGUUCGAGAUUUCGGGGGACGUCUUGUUAUAGCAAUAUUUGUAAUAAAUUCCCUAAUUGGUUCACUCGCUCUAUGGUGGCUUGUACAGAGAACCAAACAAUGUAUGGACUUUGCGUGCACAGCUCAUCUCAUACAUUUAUUUUGCUGUUGGUCUUAUAAUUCCAGUUUUCCCACGACCUUCAGCUGGUGGUGUUUGAACAUUGUUUCGUUGAGUAUAAUGUGUGUUUGUGGAGAAUUUCUGUGUAUGAGGACGGAGCUCAAGGCAAUUCCCUUGGGGAUUAACAGCCAGAAAACAGCCUUGUAAUGAAUAAUAAUUUAAAAAAAGAAAACAAACUGAAGUGUAUAAUAUUGAUAUAAAUUAUGUGUUAAUGGA